Plasmodium knowlesi strain H is the source of this 1752-nucleotide messenger RNA. RefSeq names its product Plasmodium exported protein, unknown function. The record is from RefSeq and is a predicted model, not a curated record. The coding region runs from base 1 to 1752 and encodes 583 amino acids. The transcript has 3 exons. NCBI's taxonomy places the organism in Eukaryota, Apicomplexa, Aconoidasida, Haemosporida, Plasmodiidae.
AUGAAAAUUUACGUAUAUGUGUUCUAUUACAUUAAGUUAUUUGUGAAUAACGCAGCAAAUGUUAUCUACGAAGGAAUCAAUCCAUACCUUGACAUAAAAAAAUAUAGUGAAGAAGCUCUUAAACAAAUACAAUGGAACAGAAACUUAUGCGACCACUGGUACGUCAAAGAUGAUAAUAUCGUAAGCGAUUCCGGUGCUACAAUAAAAGAAGUGCAGCACAGAAUAAAUCGAGGAGAAAUACGCAUUGGGUGUGAAUCUCACGACGGAGACAAACAUGAUGACCUGAGAAAUUUAUUCGUAAAAAUAAUUGAUGAACUCUUCUUUUCAAAUUAUGGAGAAUUCCUAAAAGUGGAAAAAAAGUUAUAUCUCUGUACGCAAGUUCUGCUAAAAAAUUUGCAAGAUGAUAUAAGCGAAUAUUUUGAAGCUAUUCUCACUGUGGUCAGACAUCACAUAAAAAAUUACUUUAAAAACACAAGUGCACAUAAUCAACAAGAAUUGGAAAAAAUAGCAGGACUAAACAUGUCUCUCAGCGUUAAUAAAGAUGGAAAUUUACUAUUUAAUAACAAAAAUUUACAUCGCUACCUGGCUUUUUCAAAAUUUGAAUUAGAUAUAGAUUUAAAGCAAGAUUAUUCAACAUUUGAAAAAUACUCCAUCAUUAGUGAUAUAGAACGCGUUUAUAUCGACCUUGCCAUUGAAAUUUCCAAAGUAGAAGAAGACAUUGAUAAAUAUGUGCAUUCAGCUUUACAUAGAUUUCCUCUCAAGUAUUAUCGUGAUGUCAGUGACUUUGCAGUUAUGUUCCAAAGUAAUGCUAUGACAAUCCUCGAAGAUAAUUUACACCUUCAUCUGUAUAAUAAAUACAUAGAGGAAAAGGAAAAAUUAAACUCCAAUUUCCGAAUAGAUAUUAGGUUGAUAGAUUUGUUACUCCAAGAUAUGCUCACCAUACUAAAUCACUCCAUUGACUACAAUGUGCAUGCACUCUUUAUAGAAUUGAAUAAACACCUAAAUGGAGACCUAAAAUCUCUCAUAGGAUUACUUCUAUACCUAUUUGAUCUAGAAAAAAUUAGAAAUCAUGCUAUUAUAAAAUCUAUAGAAGAAAAAAAUGAAAACUUAGGAGAAAAUAAAAUUCUGUCCAAUGCUUAUGACUUAUUUAUGAUAGAAAAAAAUGACAUCAACAUUGCAGAAAUUAAAUUUAAAAUUUUUGUAAAAAAUAUAUUUGAUUUCAAUGUAGAUGAUAAAAAAGUUCGAACUCUGGAGAAAAAAAUUUACGACAUUUACCAAAAUAAACACCUCAUCCAAACCUUGAAUUUAAUUGCUUACCAAAUAUUAAUCAAACGGGUCGUCCAUGAUUAUGUAGACUUUGUGGAACUGCUUAAAAGAGCUUCCUUCAAAUACCAACCACUUUUUAACAAAGUCAUAGGCAUAUUUCAUAAACGAAGAGAUAAUCACAUUCUCACCAUUCCAAGAAAAAAAUAUGACAAAUUGGUCGAGGACUAUAUCAAAAUUAAGGACAACAGUAAUUUCAAUUUUAACAUCCUCGGUGCUAAUCGAAACAUAUCUAAUUCGUUAUUACGCUUAAAGAGGCAAAUAAACAAAAUUAAAAUUAUGAUUAAAAUUUUAACGGGCCUCAAUGAAGGAAUGACUACCCUCAAGGACGUUUCGAAGCUCACUCCAGGCGAAAAGGAGCACAAUAAGAAGGCUAUUAUUUUUUAUGCCCAUCUAAUUAGGGAUUUCAAGGAUGACUGGUUUUAUUAG